This is a messenger RNA of Zalophus californianus (California sea lion), 2650 nucleotides long. RefSeq names its product PRAME nuclear receptor transcriptional regulator (gene PRAME). The record is from RefSeq and is a predicted model, not a curated record. The coding region runs from base 818 to 2359 and encodes 513 amino acids. NCBI's taxonomy places the organism in Eukaryota, Metazoa, Chordata, Mammalia, Carnivora, Otariidae. Gene Ontology annotation, biological process: negative regulation of cell differentiation; negative regulation of apoptotic process; positive regulation of cell population proliferation. The transcript is spliced from 9 exons. Gene Ontology annotation, cellular component: cytoplasm.
CUGCUUGAGGGUUGCAUCAGCACCACUCAAGGACAAAUGUUCCUUGAAUGAAUCCAGAAGACCAGAGGGAAGGAGAGGCUGAGUGUCUCCAGAUCCGAGCAGAAAAAAAUUGAGUUUUUUAGCUAGCUCUGUUCUAGGUGAUGAUCAUAGGUCAACUGGGGAUCAACGCAGUGGCCUCAUUGGAAAGAAUCCUCAUCCAUCUGGGUCUUGCCAUCUCUCCAGAAGCCUUACUUUUCUCCCCGCAAACGUACUGGCAGGAAGCAGAUGUCCAAACCUGACACAGGCCUUGCAAACAUUCGGGCUUCCAGAUCCCCAGUGCCCCCUGGUGGCCAGGGACACAAAAUCGCAAGGGUGCAGGCACAGCUCUGGGAGAAGCUGAACACCAGGCUGUGGUGAGUGCCUCUCCAUCUCUCCUCAGCAUCCUUGACCUGCUGCCUCCUCACGACAGUCCGCCCACAUUUUCAGCCUUCGGUCUAGUCCUGACUUUGUCAAAAGGCUCGGUGCCGCGGAGACCACGUGGCGGGUGCGCGGUCUGGAGAAAGCUGUUCGCAGAGAUUUUCAUAGGAGCCCCUGGCUUGCUAAAUACACGUGCUAACACACAGCCUCUUUGCUUCUGUGGAGCAUUUUGGUUCUUGCUCUCAGACUUGGGUAGACGCAGGUGACUGAGAGGAUAGGAGACCGGGGAAACCAAGUAUUUGGACGACCUGAGGCCAGUCUGAGCUGGACCAGAGUGGACGGAAGACAUCUUCAGGGAAGCCUUGACCCUCAAAAUCUGGAAGACCAGCCAUCCCUCAGUUGUACAUCUGUUCUUCUGUGAAUGCACACACGCUUUGCAGUUUUAGUAUACCUCCAGGAUUCUUUUCGGAGCAGAUUCAUCAGGAUGAGCAUGCCGGCUCCACCCAGACUCCUGGACCUGGCAGGUCAGAGCCUGCUGAGGGACCAGGCCUUGGCCAUCGCCACUCUGGAGAUGCUGCCCAUGGAGCUCUUCCCACCGCUGUUCAUGGCGGCCUUCGCUGGGAGGCACAGCGAGACCCUGAAGGCGAUGGUGCAGGCCUGGCCCUUCGCCUGCCUCCCUCUGGGGGCCCUGAUGAAGGAGCAGCAGCCUCACCAGGCGACCUUCCAGGCUGCGCUCGAUGGACUUGAUGUCCUGCUUUCCCAGGAGGUUCGCCCCAGGAGGUGGAAACUGCAGGUGCUAGAUUUACGGAAGAAUGCUCAUCAGGACUUCUGGACCGUGUGGUCUGGGACCAGGGCCAGUAUAUACUCCCUGUUGGAGCCAGAGGUGGCCCCACCCAUGAGGAAGAGGCGAAAAGUGGAGGGUUGCAAGCCAGGGCCCAAGCCACCCUUGGCUCCUGUGGAGGUGCUGAUAGACCUUUGCCUCAAGGAAGGUACCCUUGACGAGUCCCUCGCCUACCUCAUCCAGAAAGUCCAGCAGAGGAAGGGUCUGCUGCACCUGUGCUGUAAGAAGCUGAAGAUUUUCGCAGUGUCCAUGCAGAACAUCAAGAAGAUCCUGAAAAUCAUACAGCUGGACUCUAUCCAGGAUUUGGAAGUGAAUUGCACCUGGAAACUGUCCAUCCUGGGGAAGUUUGCUCCUCACCUGGGUCAGAUGGGCAAUCUGCGCAGGCUCCUCCUCUCGCACAUCCACAUGUCUUCCCACAGCACCCCGGCGAAGGAGGAGCAGUGCGUCAGCCAGUUCACUGCUCAGUUCCUCAGGCUGCACCACCUUGAGGAGCUCUAUUUGGACUCGAUCUCCUUCCUCAAAGACCGCCUGGACCAGGUGCUCAGGUGCCUGAAGACCCCCUUGGAGACCCUGUCAAUAACUAAUUGCCUGCUUUCGGAAUCUGACUUGACACAUCUGUCCCAGCACCUGAACGUCAGUCAGCUGAAGGACCUGGGUCUCAGCGGGGUCAACCUGACCAAUAUGAGUCCUGGGCCUCUCCGAGUUCUGAUAGAGAGAGCCUCCGCCACCCUCCAGGACCUGGACUUGGAUGAGUGUGGGAUCAUGGACUCGCAGUUCACUGUCAUCCUGCCUGCCCUGGGCCGCUGCUCCCAGCUCACAACCUUCAGCUUCUGUGGAAACCCCAUCUCCAUGGCCGUCCUGGAGAACCUGCUGCGCCACACCAUUGGGCUGAGCAAGCUGAGUCACGUGCUGUAUCCGGCCCCCCUGGAGAGUUACGAGGAUGUCCAUGGCACCCUCCACCUGGGCAGACUUGCCCAUCUGCACGCCAGGCUGAAGCAGAUGCUGCAGGAGUUGGGGCGGCCAGGCAUGGUCUGGUUCAGUGCCAACCCCUGCCCUCACUGCGGCGACAGGACCUUCUAUGACCCAGAGCCCAUUCUGUGCCCCUGUUACAUGCCUGCCUAGCUGGAGACACAUACUGGACGCUGAAGCCCAGGUGUAAGUGUAUCUUAAAGGAGCACAGAAGCCACAGUUUGAGAAAAUCUGCCCGAUGUGAGCAGGAAAAGGAAAGGUGAUUGUUGGGAGGAGAGGAUGUUGACUUGGGAGUUAAUAGGAUCUCUGGGGAGAUGCAUCUUAGAGCGUUAGAAAUAUGAAUCUGAAUUUCUAGAGGGAGAUUUGGGUUUGGGCGGUAGAUGUGGGCGUUAUCCCUGCAUGGAUGGUUGUAAAGACAUGGUCAGAAAUAAAGACAACCUCAGU